GCUUAUGGCGGUAAAAACAGGACAUGUGUGUGCAUUUGAUGGUUUUUCCAUAAAAACUCCAUUCAUUUAGUGAAUUUAAUUUAGUGCAUUAGUUUUAAUCAACUAUUGUUUACCCUUUAAAAUAUAAUAAUUAAAAGGAAUCAGGAAUAUUAACUGGUGAGCGAUGGCAGACGUAUAUGAAGCCUUAAAUUUUAAAAAUCCAGAAGAAGAGUUUUAUGAGGACGUUCCAUUAGACCUGAGCUAUGGUUCUGAAUUUAUCAUUCAUUGCUCUAGCAUUUAUUCUGACAUAAAUGACUCUACUAGUACUAAGAAUGAUGACCCUUUGCCUGUUGAAAACGAAACAUUCGUCAGAUUAAUAGAAGAACCCUUAAAAAGUUCCUUAGAGAAAAACGAAGGACAUGAAACAUCAUCAAAGGACAGAACUGACACAAUUUCAGAGGAAGUAGGAGAUGAAUUAAAGCAAAAUACCGACCUCAAUUCGUCGAAUUUUAUAACUUUAGAUUUAACAAGUGAACUUUUUCCAUCAGAUGACUUAGAAGAAAGUAAAAUUGAAGAAAGAACAUUCAAUGCUUCUGUUAAAGAAACUGGCAUUAAAAGGUCUUUGCCCGACUCCACCAGAACACUUAAUGAAAUAAAAAAACCUCGCUGUGACAACUCAGAUUCACUUCCACUACAAAUUGUUCCCAAUACAAUUACUAGUAAAAGAUAUCAGGGCCCCUUCUUUUAUCCACAUGAUCAUCGCAACGAUACUCACCCUAUGUGGAGCAAGUACAAGUCAAAUAAGGUAUCCCCCUUUGAAAUGGUUCAAAAUGACUGGAAAAAUACUGCCCUAUCUUAUCCCCACUUAGACUUGUCUCACAUGGAAGGAAAACGUUUGAGGAAUAUUUCAAACAGAAGAGAAUGUGUCCAUGCCAGAAGGAUCUAUGAUAACGAAAUUUCAAGAUUAUUGCGAUCCAAAGGCGACAUCUUAAAUGAGAUGUCACGUCCGAGCCAGAAAUUCUAUCAAAAGAACAAACUCUGUAGAAGAAGACUUUCGAAAAUCAACGAGGAUCUUGCUGUUUAUGAAAAUGCAAAAGAAGAACUGGAAUAUUUGUUGUCUAAUUAUCAUAACGAACAUUUCGACGCAAUCUUCAUGGGCCAGUGUGAAUUAGAUCAAAUAUGUUAUGAAAAAGAUAAAAUCAGCACCUAUGAGAAUUUUUAUGGACGUUCUGACUAAUUUAGAUCUCAGUAAGAUACAUUUACUCUUUAUUAUAUUAUUUUUAAUGACGUUUUUGUUUGGGAAAAUGUGCAAAUGUUUUCUACAAUGCUUGAGAAUUUUUUAUUUUUGUUUUGUUUUUAUAGUUGUAAGUUUAAAAAGUUCCUCAGUGUAUUUUUUAGUAAGAAUGUUUGUAUUGAGUUGUAGCAAUAUCAGAAAUCUUUACCAAAGAAUGAUGAUAUAAAAAUCAUAAGUUAAAUAGAGAUGACAUAUUAAAUUACA
Molecule: messenger RNA, 1477 nt
Organism: Agrilus planipennis (emerald ash borer)
Lineage: Eukaryota; Metazoa; Arthropoda; Insecta; Coleoptera; Buprestidae
Exons: 2
Coding region: 164-1216 (350 amino acids)
Source: RefSeq, a predicted model, not a curated record